Brienomyrus brachyistius is the source of this 1335-nucleotide messenger RNA. RefSeq names its product SLAM family member 5-like. The record is from RefSeq and is a predicted model, not a curated record. Bases 1 to 1176 code for a protein of 391 amino acids. Lineage: Eukaryota; Metazoa; Chordata; Actinopteri; Osteoglossiformes; Mormyridae. The transcript is spliced from 9 exons.
AUGGCUUUCUUCCGAGCGCCGCUGACUUCAUGCAGUCCCAGGGCAUCCAAGUAUGUCUGGAACGAUUCCAGCCAGCGAGUCCAAGGGACAGGAGGUUCUCCGGGAAGUGCAAGAGAAGUGUUCCUGAAGUUGCCCAUUGGACAGUGUUGGCGAGUCGUGAAUGGUGCUGUUGGGGAAUCAGCUGUUCUGUCAGGGACAAAUGACUCCACCCGGGUAACAAAUCUGCAGUGGAGGAAGGAUGAAACUAUUAUCAGACAAAGGUAUAAUGGACAAAUACUUAUUCAUGAAAAAGCAUUUGAAGAAAGAUUCUCUCUGAGUGAGGGAAAGGGGUCUCUAACCAUCAACCCUCUGAUGAAAAAUGACACCGGAGAAUAUACCUUUGAAUCCAUCCCACCACCAUGGCCAUGGGAGACUCAUGUGAUAAAAGUUAAUGUUUAUGACAGAAUCGUGUCUGUGGAGAUGGACUCGCAGGUGAGCUACAGCCCAGACAACAGCACCUGUACCGUGACUCUGAGCUGCACGGUGAAUGGCAGCGUGGUGAAGCUCUCCUGGUCUAAAGACCAUGAGAAGAUCCCUGAUACGGAGGGGAAUGAGACCCUGGUGGUGACUCCCACGGCUGGAGAGGAGCUCUAUUCCUGCACGGCCUCUAACCCUGUCAGCUCACAGACCGCGAGCCUGGGGGUCUCCUCCUGUCAGACACAAGUUCCCCUGGAUAUCAGCAUAUAUGCGCUUGCUGGCAUUGGAGCUCUGUUUGUGCUGAUACUGGCGAUCAUAGGAUGCAUCUUCCAAGUCAGAGCCAAGAGGGAAGUGACCAAAGAAAACACAGUGUAUGCUGAAGCCAACAAGCCGCACGUCAGAGAGAGGAGGACACAGGACAUGCGCUCUAGACAGGCUUCACCAUCUGAAGAUGUUUCCACCUGUUAUGAAGGUGUGAGAAGCACAUCGGACAUUUGCUCUAGACAGGAUUCAGCACCUGGAGAUGUAUCCACCUGUUAUGAAGCUUUGAGAGGCACAUCGGACAUGCGCUCUAGACAGGAUUCACCACCUGGAGAUGUAUCCACCUGUUAUGAAGCUUUGAGAGGCACAUCGGUCGUCCCUUCUGGAAAUUCAACGAUAUAUGAAACUGUGAAAUUUGUCCACGGCGCCCCACCGGCUGCAGUAACCCAACGUCUUUAGAAAAGAUCUUCCCACGACAGUCAGCGCUGUAUUUACAUUCACUUCCUUUGCCGACCCUUUUGCCAACAAGAAUUUUAUAUUCACUCAUGGAAAAUUUACAGGAUUUGAACCAACAACCUCUAAGGGCUCUCGCUGCCUGCUUUCAGCUGGUUUGUGCUG